AACAAUAAACAAAAGAAGUUUCUAUUUUCUUUCUAUUAUAUAUAGAAGGCUAUGUACAUUCAUAAGAUAUUCACAUCCUCCUAUAACUUGUGUUUGUGUGAUAUUGAAACUUCCUAACUUAGAAAUCAUGAAUUCUAAACAACAAACACAAGAAAAAUGGAAGGGCAUAGCCAAAACAGAAUUACUAGGAUGCAAAACAGAACAAGUAUGGCCACUUUUAGAGGAUUUUUUUGGCCUUGACAAAUGGUUUCCAACUCUCUCAUGCAUUCCUCUUGAAGGAAUAUCUGGCAAACCCGGUUGCGUUCGAUUUUGUGGCGGUUUCAAGACUCCAGUUGAUGAACAUGGCAAACAAACCUUGAAUUGGACAAAGGAAAAACUUCUAUCAAUUGAUCCCAUUCAAAGGGUAUUUAGCUAUUCAAUUAUUGAUGGAAAUGUUGGAUUGCAUAACUAUGUUUCAACGAUUAAGGUACUGGAAAAAGAUGAUGGAUGUUUGAUUGAGUGGCUUUAUGAAGUUGAACCAGUUGAAGGGUGGAAAUUGGAGGAUCUUGAUCUUCUCAUUGGUUCUGGCUUGGAUGAGAUGGGUCAUAGAAUUCAAGGAGCUUUGAAAACCAUGCAAGAUGCACUUGUUGGACCUAGAAAUUAAUGUUAUAGAUCAUUGAUUACCAAAUAAAGAGCUUGAUUUCUAUUUGAACUCAAAUUCAGGUUGAAAUAAUCAUUGGUCUGCCUUUAUUUAAUCAUUGGUCAACCUUUAUCUCUCAGCUGAAUUCUAGUUAUAUUUAUAUAUACUAUAGUUUGGCCUUAUUUCACUAUGAAUCGGAGGACUAAAAGUAGUAUUGUUUUGUAUUUGUAUAAAAAAAUAAGCUUGAUUAAUUUUAAAGUGUUUAUGAUUCUAUUUCUUA
Molecule: messenger RNA, 899 nt
Organism: Trifolium pratense (red clover)
Lineage: Eukaryota; Viridiplantae; Streptophyta; Magnoliopsida; Fabales; Fabaceae
Exons: 1
Coding region: 128-643 (171 amino acids)
Source: RefSeq, a predicted model, not a curated record